Messenger RNA from Fusarium proliferatum ET1, 3366 nucleotides. RefSeq lists its product as uncharacterized. The transcript is spliced from 4 exons. The record is from RefSeq and is a predicted model, not a curated record. NCBI's taxonomy places the organism in Eukaryota, Fungi, Ascomycota, Sordariomycetes, Hypocreales, Nectriaceae. The coding region runs from base 1 to 3366 and encodes 1121 amino acids.
AUGGCCAGUUGUUCUUCGAGGAGAAGGUCCGCCAGCUUUUCUGGAGGAGCUUUACAACAGCGCAAGAAGAUAAAUGCCCGACAUAGAACCUUCUCUGUGUCUUCUUUGGGAGAUGGCCCUGUCCCUCAGCAGCUUCUACGAACCCAACUGUGCUUAGUAACAGAUGUUGAUGAACUAAUCGCCGAUAGAAUCCUUUCAUGUCGAGAGAAUGACCGAGCCGAAACUGCCAUGCGCGACUGGCUCAAUCAUCCAAUGCUAACAAGUGACGAUGAGCUAGCAAAGAUCAUCAUGAUGGAGCAAUGCACAAAAUUGUCUCCGAGGCUUGAAGCUGGCUCCGUUGCGUACUUCAGAUCUUGGCCGAUGGAAGCCAGAUACUUUCGCCAAAUAAUCGAGGAGCUUCGAUUACACGGGUACGAGAACAGCAUACAAGACUGGAUAUUUUUCCUCAGAUGGAUUGACCAAACCACUCGGAUAACUGUCCGCUACGUUGGGUCAACAUCCGGGCCAAGAAACCCUUUCAAACGGGUGCAGAAGAAUACAGAGCGGCCACAAUCACUCUUUGGAAUGUUUCUCUAUAUACUCCACAACCGAUACCCUGAGAUUGCUGCUCUCCACAAGAUUUUCACAAUCCAUGGAAGUUUUGUGUCGGAUUUCAGCAAACUGAGCGGCCGACAGAAUAUGUUGUCUCAGCGGUUUCACAAUUCCGUCACUGAUCGAACUGAACGCUGCCUCAUUGCUUUUUUCGGGUUUCGUACCCUCCUCAACCGCCAACGUGGGGGGAAAUAUGGAGUCAUAACCGUCAAUGACGAAGAAGAACGUGUCUUCUUGCGAUGUAAAACUAACCUCUGGACCGAAGCUAACGGCUGCUAUACCAAGCCACCACAGAACGUCAAUGCCCAUAUCAAUCUUCUUUUCGACGGGUGCCGCGAGACCUACAUUUCUGGGGUCUCGGCCCAGGCUGUUGCAAAAUCCUGGCUUAACGGCUAUGCACUACUCGCUCUGUGCGGACAAGAACCACCGAUUAGCAGCAUCAAUGAUGGCAACAACAUACUGAGUGGCAUCCGGGCUACUAGCAGCUUGAUUAGAAGUAUGCUGGCUUUAAUGGUUGAAUUAGAGGCGGGUGUGUGCGAUGCUUCUAUCACAUCUAUAGCGAAUCUCUUCAGCUUCAAUCAACUUUUCAACUGGCCACAGCUGGCUCCCAAGCAUAAGCAACGAUCAAGGGAGUUAUUCGAUAGUUGGCUGGAAGCAAUUCAACCUUUGAUUGUGGCUACUCUUGGACAGCACGUCUACGCUUGGGUCUGCCAACCAUCUCGGCGGCAAACUCCACCUAAAUCCCUUCUGAACGAAGUAGGCGUCCCUCGUUUGGCACAAAUUCCCAACAGUAUCUACGACGCCAUUAUAAUUCCACAUCUUCAUCCUGGUAGUUUCGCGAGAAAUCCAAGCAUAUCGAGUCAAGACCGGGUCUUCUGGUACCCCUGGGUUGCCACAUGGGUUUAUAUGGACACUGCAAUCCGUCUGCUUUCGAGUCAUGACACUUCAUAUACUUCUCGCCAGGCUUUAUGUGUCGAACUCCACAUCCAAGCAGAGGCAAUUUUGAAACAAGCAGGAUACUUUGAAAGUCUACAGGUUGCAAAACAAGGAUUUGCUGUCACAACAAAGACAACUACCUCGGAGACUAUGUAUUGCAAGAAAUUUGCAUUAGGAACUCGGUCAUCCGCAACAGAAGGGCAUGCACUCCCUUCAUUCACUAUCUCAUUAGAUAGAAGAGCUGUGCUUGACCAGCACCUCUCAUGCAGUGCCCUCUCCGACCAGGACAUAUCUCAACCGAUACCUGAGUCAAUAGAACAUGGCUCAAAGAAAAGACCUCGAGAUAUGUUCGAAGAAAACGAACGGUUUGUCGACCCAAGGACAAACUUAACGUCAUAUAACUGGGGUCCUUCAGACAAGACGCUGGAAAGAUGGAGGAAGGUUUACGACUUCAUCAGGAAUGUUGAGUCGUUCCAGUUUACUCCGAGACUAAAAAAUAAGGUCACUCAAUAUACGGCGCUCUUUUCCGUUGCGGCCAGCAUCCAUCGAUGCCCCGGCGGUUUGGUUGCUGGGCUAAAUCCCCUAGAAGCUGCUCACCCCUCUGAAUGGAAGGAUGAUAUGACAAGUUUUAACGAUGAAUUUCUCAAAUGUGUCCGUUCAUUCCAGAAUGCUGUCAUCCACAGCUACAUCAAAAACUUGCCGAAUUUUCUCCUCGAACGGAACUGGACAGGUUCCAACUCCUCCUCGAAGCUGCCAAAACUUUCCCCACAUGAAAGAAAUUCUGCAAUCGCUGGGAACCAGCCAUCCUUUCACAUGCCUGCAUCCUUAUUCGAGACCAAAGCACUUGCUGUGCAUCCCCUAUAUCGUUUCAAACUGGCCCUUGAACGAUGUGGGAAGACCGAAGGCCUACCUUCAUCGAUAAUCAGACACCAGCAGGCCGAACAACUAUUUGAACACAAAGUGCCCAAACUAUGUGGCUGGUCAUCGGACAAAGUUGCUUGGGUGGAGUUUCUACAGGGACUUGACGAAGGUGUUUGGAUUGCAGCCUCACUGGAGACUGCAAGAGGCGAUGAGAUGACAUGGCCAGAGCGAGACAGAUUCAUCGAGACUUUCGGUGACAGAACUGGUGCUGAUGAGUCUGACACCAAUGAAGCUAGAGGGAUAAAACUCCAGAGGGCAUCGCAACGAUUCAUGAUACAACAAAUGCAGUGGCUCGGCAAAAUUACGAGGGGGAAGGUAGCUGACUCCUCGUAUCUCAAUCUGAAUGAAGCUGAAGGACACCAAAUUAACGUGUCACAGCACGGAAAAGUUCAACUGAGAUUCAAUUUGAAAAAUGACUCGAUCAUUACGACGGACAUCAAGCUGGGGCCGCUCAUUGCUCCGCUUGAGAAAGACGAUAAACGUACAAUACAUUUCACGGACUUGGGAAUUGAUAUCAGAACUGCAACAGGAUUGACAAUCAAAGUUCCCAUAAACAACUCGACAUGUACUUUGCCCUUGUCAGCCAUGAAGAGCCACAAAAACGGCAUCGAAUUCAUUAGACUUUGGAAAGCAGUUCGCGGUGAAGAUCAGCCUGGACGCUGUUUAUCGAGUCUUUUGAAGUCCUCUGAUGAAGAUGCAGACUAUCCUCCGGAGUUGCGUGUCUCGUCUAAUGGGGAGAAGGGGGCGACACCUCCCCAGAAGCGCCUUGAAACAAUUCAAGAACCAGGGGAGAACGACGCAAUGUGGCUCCUAAAGAGUUAUAUUGAUUCACACCUGCCUGAUGGAGGUGAUUUCUGGACGGGUAAUAAGGUGGAUUUUCCACAAGGAACAGACGACGUCGGUCGCUUCAUUGAGUAA